Pecten maximus is the source of this 2723-nucleotide messenger RNA. Its product is annotated as adenosine kinase-like. The coding region runs from base 258 to 1295 and encodes 345 amino acids. The record is from RefSeq and is a predicted model, not a curated record. The transcript has 2 exons. Gene Ontology annotation, biological process: purine ribonucleoside salvage. Gene Ontology annotation, molecular function: adenosine kinase activity. Lineage: Eukaryota; Metazoa; Mollusca; Bivalvia; Pectinida; Pectinidae. Gene Ontology annotation, cellular component: nucleus; cytosol.
UUUGGCCCGCAAUCCCGACAUAUAAGGCAUGGCUGUUGCGAGUCGUCUGGUGUGGACUAACGUGAAAUCAGUGUGUCGGAAGCGAACUGGCUUGAUUGCCUCUGUUUACUUAUGUAAUCUACCAGCAGAUAAACAACAGCCUUCACACACUAGUCCGUCGGCCCACUGCGGUUACACUUCAAUAUAACUCGGCCGGACGUUCGAUCCUCCAUCGGCGAUCUCGAAAGCCUGCAGGUGAUCAGUUGGCCGUGCGAAAGAUGUCAUCCGAUGAUUGCCCUGAGGAUGUUUUGUUGGGGAUCGGGAAUCCUCUGCUGGACAUCACUGUCGAGGCUGACCAGGUUUUACUGGACAAGUACAAACUACUAGCCAACAAUGCCAUCAUCGCUGAACCUCAACACAUGCCUCUAUUUGAUGAUCUCGUCAAAAAUUUCACGCCAAUCUAUUUAGCGGGAGGUGCCACACAAAAUAGUAUCCGUGUUGCUCAGUGGCUACUGCAAGUUCCUAAUGCCACGACCUUUUUCGGCGGAGUGGGGAAUGAUGUGUUUAAAGAUAUCUUAGCGAAGAAAGCUGAAGAAGUUGGUGUGAGUGUUCAAUAUGAAGUUCAUCCCGAGAAAGCAACAGGUAAAUGUGCAGCGGUGAUCACUGGGGAAGACAGAUCUCUUAUAACCGAUCUAGGAGCCGCUGAGUUGUUUACGGCCGAUUUUGUCAAAGAAAAAGAAAAUUGGAAUUUAGUUGAAAAUGCUCAAAUAUAUUACAUUGGAGGGUUCAUAGUUCCUGUCAGCUCAGAGGCUGUUUUGGCUGUAGCAAAACAUGCUGCUGAAAAUGGAAAAACAGUCGUAAUGAAUCUUCACGCCACUUUCCUUUGCAAGUAUUUUGCCGAUCCAGAACUUAAUCUGAUGCAGUAUGUCGAUGUACUUUUUGGGAAUUCAGAUGAAGCGGCAGAAUUUGCCAAGUGUCAAGGAUUCGAGUCGUCAGACUUGAAGGACAUUGCAAAGUUAACGGCAAAUCUACCCAAAGCAAACAAGAACAAACAACGCACAAUUGUAUUUACACAAGGAAAGGCGUCAACUGUUACAUGCCAUAAAGGGGAGAUAACUGUGUUUCCGGUGGUACCUGCAGAACGUAGCCUUAUAAAAGACACCAACGGCUGUGGUGAUGCCUUUGUGGGAGGAUUUCUAUCUCAAUUGGUGAAGAAUAAAUCUCUAGAGGAAUGCAUGCGAUGUGGUGCUUAUGCUGCUAAAGUUGUAAUUCAACAUUUUGGUUGUAACUAUCCAGAAAAACCUGACUUCCAAUGAUGACUUAUAUAAUUUGUAACAUUUACACUCAACGCCAAUAUGAUAUUUUACAAAGUACUUUUAGGUUGUAUUGUAAACUUCAAAACAUGGUUGGUAUGGUUCAACUUUAUUUUAAAUAUCUCUAUCAAAUUCUAAAAAAAAAGUAAGUUAAAUUCAAAUCUAUUAUUAAUUUUUAUUUCAUUACAUUUGUAACAUGAUGACACUUUUGAAAAAAAAAAAAAAUAUCAAGAUCAGUUUCCUACCCUUUAAAAUUGUUAUACCAUACAAUUAAUCAUGCUACAUAUUCAUACUGAGAAAGUUUUUUUUUGUUUUAGAGAGAACAGGUUCUAGCAUGUAAAUAAAUAGCUAUACGUGUACUUUAAAGUCAGAGCUUUCUUUGCUGACUAUAUACAUGUAUACUGUAAUAUUUUUAUAUAUAAUUUACUUCAUGAAUGUUCUGUAUCAAUUUCUUGCCACGAGUAUUAGAAUGAAGAAGUAUCCAAGUAAUUUCAUUAUCUCAAAAAAAAAAAAAAAAAUGGUGCAAAAUUAAAAUAAAGAAAUUAAACUGGAUAAAGACUAGAACAUGAAGUAAAGAUGUUAAGUUUCUUAACGUUUUUAUUUUAUUACUACUAUUGAAAUGACAUUAAUAAAUAAAGGGGAAAAAAACAAUACAUGUACUGUACAUACCCAGCCAGUGACUCUAGAUUGAGCUACUGAAUGUGUACCUGUAUAGGGUACUGUAUGUACAAUAGUUUAUUCUAACAAAGGAUACUUAAUUGUUAUCAUGUACAAUUUAUUUUUCUUAUUGUUGUGUUGAUUAGCGGAUGCAAGCUUUUUAAAGUACCUGCUCUGGAAUGAUCAUGAUUUUGAAAGCUUGAAAUGUUGAUGCUCAAUUGCUCAUCAUUAAUAAUACUCUAGUUUUUAUACCUCCUUAAGGUACAUUGUAUAUACAGUAGUUUUCUAUACUGCCACUGUGAUAAAACACUUAUCACUUACUACCUAUGCAGAGUCAUCACUCAUAGGUAGAUCAGGGCCCAGUUGUUCAAAAGUUGAUUAGCUUAAUCACUUAUAGUGAAAAUCUCAUUUCACCUUUACUUCAAAUCCUAUGUGUGUAUAUCCUAAAAAUAAGCAGGUAUGAAGAGACUGGUAGGUGUUAUAGUUUAAGAAAAUUUUCUCAAAUAAUUUUUACCAGAAAUCAUUUUAUCAGGAUUUUAAUAUUGUAGUUAAACUGUGACAAGCCUAAUCACCUUUUGAACAACUGGGCCCCGUUAGGUUAGCUAGUUAACCCUAUAUAGCAUGAAACAAAUUAGUCUUUUAAUAUGCCAUGUUGUUCUUAUUUACGUGUAGGUGGAAGGAUAACGGGUAUGUGAUAUAUUGUAGUAGUAGCUACGGAAUAAAUUGACUUCUUUAUUACAUUUCUUUACAUGAAUAAAACAAUUUUUAUUGACA